GGAGAAGCUAUUGAGAUCUCAUGUGUGAUAUAUCUCAUAUACUCUCUCUGUGUGUGUGUGUGUGUGUGUGUGUGUGUUCAUGUAUGCCAGCAACGGCUGCAUCGCUCCUUCAUCCCCUUCAUCUUCAUCAGUGAAUUCACAGCAUCGGUGCACGAUCCUGCUCAUCUGUUGCCGUGGUGAUGGGCUGUCGACUGUCAGGGCCGUGGAUGGGCGACGGGAUGGGGGUUCACGGUCAGGACCUGACCCACCUGCAGAAGCGAGAGGCCUUCCGUAUCCUGGCCAGCUACGAGCAGCCAAUCACGCUUCAGAUUGAGGGCCGGGGGCGGAGCCUGCAGUACAACAGGACGACGGACUGCAGCACGCAGACGGAGCGACCGUGGGACCCUCUCCGGCCGCACUCGUGCACCCUACCGCGACUGCCUCCCUCGGACAGGACGUACUACAAUCACAUGACCCUGCCCGGGACCCAUAGAGACGGAAGCAGGUACGAGUACCUACCAAACACGCCCAGAGACCUGGAGCACAGAGAACGCCUGGCCUACAAAGACCAUGAGUUCUCCAGCGGCGUGUCUCCGGCACAGAACUGUCUGAUCGGAUGCUGCAACACCAAUCUGGAGGAACCCAGAAGUUUCCAGAGUCAGACUGAUGACGAUGACUACAUGAUGGAGAAACCCCUGGGUUACCUGCCUCUUCACCAUGAGCUGGACAGUGGGCUCGGAUGGACGGAUGGUAGUUUCCACCAGGGGGAGCUGUCGGGGGUGGAGACGGAGGAGGGGCUCGAGGAGCGCCACGGCAGGUCACCAUCGUCUGAGUCAUUCAUCUCGUCUGAACUGAGCGACUCAGGUUUUUACAGUGUCAGCACCGGCGAGUUCCUGCGCUUCCAGCGUCUGCUAGAGAAACGCAUGCGUCAUUACAACGCCCGCAUGCACCACCAGGGGGAGCCGUGCUCUCGCGAACGGCGCGACAGCCAGAUAAAACACCCCCUAGAGGCCAUCCCAGAAACGCUGACGGUGCAGCCUCAAAACGUCUGCACGCCCGUCCCGGGAUCGCGCGGUUUAUCCCGCGUGUCGUCCGUGCAGUACCGUAAGGUGGAGCGGCCAUGUUUGAACAGGCACAGCUCCAGCAGCGGCUCGCUGUUCAAUCCCGCACUGUACUCUACGUGCAGUAUGCCCUCCAGCCAGCGACGGCUGCCGCCUCAUCCGAGCUCUGCGGGAAUGCUGAGAAGAAGCAGGACGCUGCAUCACCGCCCUGCGCCCAUGGAGUACCGCAGACGGGCGAGUCACCCGGCCUCGCCUAACUACUGCAGCGGCACGCAGCAUCCCUGCGGCCACAGAGUUGACCUGCCCAUGAAUCUCCCUGAGGAGCCGGCACUUAUGCACACCGUCAGUCACCCGGCACACCCUGUUGUACUCCCCACACAGACUCUACACGCUACACAUGCAAUGAGUCAACCGUCCCUGAUCUCUCCAUUCGACGAGCACUGCUAUAUGCCUCCAGAACUCCAUGACAACAGCAGGAUCCGAGCAUCCACCGAACCGCAGCUACAGAAGAGCUUUGUGACCCAACAGACGCCCAACAACAGGUUCCACACCCUAAGUCACACGCCCAGUCAGGAUGCCAACGACACCUGGCCCAAACCCGCCAACCGUGCAGGCUCAGGUGGCGGAGGCGGUCUCUACAGCACCUUGGAGGGCCACACACCCACUGCUGCCAUCAGGAAACCAUCCAGCGGGAACCUGCGGGCCUUGCGAAACCAGAUGCUGCGGGAUAGAGCAUCCCGUCUGGCGGAUGAGCGUAGCGGCAUGAGCACGGACGAAGAGAGUCACAGUGAGGUCCGAAUGGGUCGUUACUGGAGCCGCACUGAGCGCCGCGAACACAUGCUGCAGAAACAGCGACAGCUGCAGGCCAGAAGUGGCGGUGGCGGCGGCGUAGCUGCGUCAGGAUUGGUGUAUAGUGGCGAAGUCGUGGGAGGAACUAACGGAGACAGUUGUAGUACCCUUCUUGAGCUAAGCCAGAGGAAACUAAGUCGCCUGAGGAACCGGAAGCUGCUGGAUGACUGGACCACCGUAGAGGAACUCCUGACGCACGGAACGCGCCUGGGCCCCAGCGGAGACACCCGGCAGCUGCCUACGUCGUUGCUCACUGUCACAACUGUAUAGCGACACCCACCGAGCGUGUGUUCAGAUUGACGUGUGUGU
Sinocyclocheilus anshuiensis is the source of this 2198-nucleotide messenger RNA. Its product is annotated as E3 ubiquitin-protein ligase PDZRN3. The record is from RefSeq and is a predicted model, not a curated record. Lineage: Eukaryota; Metazoa; Chordata; Actinopteri; Cypriniformes; Cyprinidae. The transcript has 6 exons. The coding region runs from base 180 to 2159 and encodes 659 amino acids.